This is a messenger RNA of Adineta ricciae, 1557 nucleotides long. NCBI's taxonomy places the organism in Eukaryota, Metazoa, Rotifera, Eurotatoria, Adinetida, Adinetidae. The record is from the annotation of a GenBank genome assembly.
AUGCCAAUAGCUAUCAACUUGACAUCUGUCGGUUCGAACAGUUCGCUUGAGUUUUCAUUCGAAGAAAUCAAUCACAAUAUUAACAUCAUUAAUCCAAUUUUAAGUGUUGUCCUUAGCUUUUGUUGUAUUAUUACCGUACUUGGUAAUGUUCUCGUUAUUUAUGCCGUUAUGCAGGAACGAUAUCUGAAAUCAGCAACUUACUAUUACAUGGCCUCAUUAGCAUGCGCCGAUUUAUUUGUUGGAUUAGUCGUCAUGCCAUUUGCUAUUAUCCAAGUGAUCUAUGGUGACUAUUGGCCAUUCGGUCAAAUCUUUUGUGAUGUAUGGCAUUCAUUUGAUGUCUGUGCUAGUACAGCAUCGAUAUUAGAUCUGUGCGUCAUCGCUUUGGAUCGAUAUUCAGCAAUAACUGAUCCUAUCUCAUAUCAUCGAGCAUUUUUCGUUAAACGUUGGCCGUAUCUACUCGUUGCCGUUUGGUUAUGUUCAAGUUUAAUAUCGUUUCCAGCUGUUGGCUAUUGGCAUCUAGUUCCUCGUCAAUACGAAGACAACCGUUGUCUAUUUCCUGAUGAUAUCUACUAUAUCUUGUUCUCUUCAUUCAUAUCAUUUUAUAUUCCAUUAUUUGUAAUGAUCUUUGUUUAUAUUCAAAUCUACCGCGCUGCUAUUCAGCAACUACAAGCGUUCAAAACCGGUGUUAAAGUCACACCAUCCAUCAAACCCAAGUUACGCAAGAGACGAAAACAAGCAGAAGUCACUCCAGCUAAUGCUCCGCCUGAUGUUUGCCUGCGUAUUCAUCGAGGAAAAUAUCAUGGUCUACCAAAUGAUGGCGAUUCAUCGGUAACCGAUAAUUCUGUGUCAUAUUGCUCAUCUAUGAACACUUCUGAAAUGAAUGCGAAUCGAAAGCAAAUUCAAGCAAAUAAAUAUCGUCAAUCAUUCGGCAAGCGUUUAUCGAAAUUCUCCAAAGAACAAAAAGCAACCAUCACACUUGCUUACGUCAUGGGCAUUUUUGUGAUAUGCUGGUUACCAUUUUUCAUCUAUAAUCCAUUAACUGCAGUAGCAAAACAGUUUCUGCGAACAAAACCAUCCCUGACUACUUUCGAACAAUUUCUCGUCGGAAAUGAUCUUGUCUUUCAAUUAUUUACCUGGCUAGGCUAUAUCAAUUCAAGUGUGAAUCCAAUCAUCUAUGCCUAUUCGUCGCGUGAAUUUCGUCGAGCUUUUGUCAAAUAUCUCUGUCAGUGUUUUCCAGCACGUAUUCGAAAUUAUCUUAUGGCGCAUCAUCAUUUGCAGCUCGUACAUUAUUCGCAAACUCGAGCCUCGUCUGCUAUCUCAGCCGAAAAUCUCGAAUCUAAUUCGGAUAAUAAUAAACAAGUAGCAAUUCAAUCAUCUCCACUAGUUUCACCGACAAUCGUCAAGAAGAACCCGGCGAAACAUUGUUUGCUUACGAAAUAUUCCUUUCCACAUACCAAUAACGAAUGCAUACCAAUGAAUGACACAACAAAAACAAACAUUCUUGUUGAUUAUUGCACCUAUCAUGAUAUCACUAUAUCAAGAGUGACAUGUCUUUGA